AAACUUUUAAAAUAUUGAUCGUACUGUCCUGUGAAAUACAAUAUCUGAUUACACGAUCUUUUAAUUAGUUUAAGUAGCGACCAUUCAAUUAAUUCCAACAAGUUCAAAUUCGCAUUAAUGACACAUUAAUUAUAAUAAAUAUAAAUUUAUCUAUUGAAUAAUGACAAAGAAUAGUUUUUAAAUUUUUUAGGUAUUCUUUAGUCCAUUAAAAUCUUCUGCUGCGUUAACAAUAAUGUAAAACUGCAGUCAAAAAUUACGAUACUUUGUACGUGGGAGUGAAAAUGCACGGUAAAGAACGCGCAUAUAUCGAUCAAUUUUUCAUCGCUUAUUUUCUACAUCCAUGCAAAUAUUCGCGGCAGUGAACCAGUUUGUGAUAAACAUUGCCACGAAGAAAAUUUAAAAUCAUAUUUUUGUGUGAAUCGCAUGUGUUACCGUAUACGGGACUAAAACAUAAACAAUGAAAGUUUGAUAAAAUAAAUUCCGUGCAUACAAGAGAAUUGAUUGCUGGACGACAUCUAUAUGAAAUUGGAGCACGGAAAUACAUGCAGCUCGUGAACUUCCAGGAUGAACGCUACGACUUACACGAGCAGCACGUUGGCUGGAAUUAUGGGGCUCGAGUCAAGGAUGGAUAAGGCGGGGAGCGUGGACAGCGACCUUGAUAUUUCCCCGGUCACACUGUCCUCCGCGUGGUCCAGGGUGGCGAGGCUCCUCUUGUUGGCGUCGAUGGCUGUCGGUGGCAGCGUUGGCAACGUCUUCAUGAUCUCCGCCGUGGUGGUCGAGGAUCAACUUAAGAAACGAGGGAACGCGUUUCUAGUGAACGUCGCGUUGGCGGAUCUACUAGUGACAGGGCUCGUGAUACCUGUGUCGGUGAUCGUGAUCCUGGCGGGUCAUGAAGAGUCGUUGAGCACAUGCCGAUUCGAAUGCACUCUGGAGGCCCUCUGCUUUCUGGUUACCGUACUAACGUUAACCACCAUUGCCGCGGAGAAUUACACUCGUUUGUGUCUGCCUCACGAAAGAUACGGCGUGCUGACCCCAAGCCGCGUCACAGCGACGAUCAUCAGCGUUUGGCUGAUAUCCGCCAUGACAGUUGUGUUGCAAUCAUCCCUGGACGUAGGUCCCGACUUCUGCCGGCGACGUUUCACCGGUAUAGCAAUGGAGCAGAUAAUAGGCGCCACGUUCCUAGUAGGGCUGCCAACAUUGACGACCAUAUUCCUCUACGUGAAGCUCGUGAUCCGCGUCCGCCACGCCACAAGGGGCUCGUACAAGCCACCUAUCGCAUUCUCCUGGGACUACGAGCUAGCCAAGGCCAACAUAUACAGUUGCGUCAUGUUCGUCGUGUUCUGGCUACCUUUCGGCAUAGUCGUGUGCCUCAAUUCGUUCAAACCGAUAAGCCCACGUGUCCUGUACAACCUGGCCUGGUUCGCCCUCUCCAAAUCCUGUUUCAACAAUCUGAUCUACUGCGUGGCGGACAGGCACUUCAGAAGCGCGUACGUCAAGCUUUUCCAUUAUUGCUGCUGCAAAACAACGGUGAGUUUUUCGAGGAGGACGCGUGGGGAGGGGGGCCGGAACACUAGCGACGUGCGCCUCAGAGUUCACAUUAUACACUCGUACGCGAGUCCUGGCUCUUGUCGGCCACCUGUCGGCAGGCCUAACGGGCGUGACGUUUACGAGCUCUGAAUUCGACGAAAUCACGAUGUGCUUGAGACAUGGAUGUAUCUUAAAAGGUAUCAACGAUCGCCGUCCAGUAGAGAGAUUGAUUAUAUUUCGGUUUGUCGUGUCGACGAGAUAUUCCCGUGAUCGGCUAGGUUGUUCUUCGGUGUUGUAAUUGAGAUUCGAAUUUAUUUAUUUAUUUAUUUAUUUAUUUUAUCUUUAGGAUGUGUGAGGAUUGAAGGGUUCAUAGGGAAGACUAUUCUUAUGAUGCUUUU
Molecule: messenger RNA, 1925 nt
Organism: Apis dorsata (giant honeybee)
Lineage: Eukaryota; Metazoa; Arthropoda; Insecta; Hymenoptera; Apidae
Product: RYamide receptor-like
Exons: 5
Coding region: 565-1677 (370 amino acids)
Biological process (GO): G protein-coupled receptor signaling pathway
Cellular component (GO): membrane
Molecular function (GO): G protein-coupled receptor activity
Source: RefSeq, a predicted model, not a curated record